GCAGGAAGAGGAAAAAAAAAACGAGCCCGCCGCUGCCAACGCACCGCCGGCCUGAGGUGGUUGGGCAUCGGUUAUUCGUCGAACAGAGUCUCCUGGCUCUCUGUCGGAGAGUGAAUGCGGUUGAUGCUGUUCUGCUGCACCUGGAAGGACGAACGCAUGGGAGAGGAGGAAGCUGGAGGAAGUUUGCCCGUGUGCGCGGGGUGCAAACAGAGGAUCUACGAUGAGCAGUAUCUUCAGGCUCUCAACACUGACUGGCACACCGUCUGCUUCAGAUGCUGUGAGUGCAGCAGCUCGCUGUCCCACUGGUACUAUGAAAAAGAUGGACGGCUCUUCUGCAAAAAUGACUACUGGGCCAAGUUCGGGGAGAUGUGCCACGGCUGCACUGACCUUAUCACCACUGGCCUCAUUAUGGUCGCAGGGGAGCAAAAGUAUCACCCCGAAUGCUUCACCUGUCUCAAUUGCAGGACGUUCAUCGGUGAUGGUGACACAUACGCUCUGGUGGAGCGAUCCAAGCUCUACUGUGGUCAUUGUUACUACGAGACCAUCGUCACUCCCGUGUCGCUGCCGGACUCACCAUGCUCACGGAUCCCUCACACGGUCACGCUGGUGUCGAUCCCCGCCUCCGCCGAGGGCGCCAAUGGGUGCCGGGGGAGGGGCUUCUCAGUGGCUAUCGACCAGUCGCUCAGCCCGAAUGAAGACUGCAGUCCGGAACUCGGACGCACCGUCAGGGUCUCUCAGGUGGAUACUGACUGCAUUAGUCCAGAUGUGAAAAAUUCCAUCCAUGUGGGAGACAGGAUCCUCGAAAUCAAUGGGACGCCAAUCCACAAUGUUCCUCUGGAUGAGAUCGACCUGCUCAUUCAGGAGACGAGUCGCUUGCUCCAGCUCACCAUCGAACACGACCCUCACAGUCGGGUGCAAGAGGGGAGCACUUCAGAGCAGGCGGAUGGCCCGUUGUCCCCUCCGCUGCCCAGCCCCAUCUUGCCCAUCCUGCCUAUCACCCAAUCUCCAAUACCUGACGUGAGCAACCUGAAAUCACGCCUUGUCACGCGGAGCUACAGCAUCGAUAAGUCGCCAGGGUCCAGCAAAGCCGCGUCCCCCAUCUCGCCGAGGAAAGACAUCAACCGCUCGGAGUCGCUUCGAGUCGUCUCCAACCGGACACACCGCAUCUUCCGUCCAUCUGACCUCAUCCACGGAGAAGUGCUUGGGAAGGGCUGCUUCGGACAGGCCAUCAAGGUGACCCACAGGGAGACUGGAGAGGUGAUGGUCAUGAAAGAGCUGAUUCGCUUCGAUGAUGAAACGCAAAGAACAUUCCUGAAAGAGGUGAAGGUCAUGCGUUGCUUGGAUCACCCCAAUGUGCUUAAAUUCAUCGGCGUCCUCUACAAAGACAAGCGACUGAACUUCAUCGCAGAGUACAUCAAGGGCGGCACCUUGAGGGAAAUCAUCAAGAAAAUGGAUAGCAACUACCCUUGGAACCAGAGGGUCGGUUUUGCCAAGGACAUCGCCGCUGGGAUGUCCUAUCUGCAUUCCAUGAACAUCAUCCACCGAGAUCUGAACUCUCACAACUGUCUUGUCCGGGAGAACAACACAGUGGUGGUGGCAGACUUUGGAUUGGCGCGCCUCAUGGUGGACGAUAAACACGAGGAGAAGUUUUCGCAGGGGAAACUGUCGGGUCUGAAGAGACCCGAUCGGAGGAAGAGGUACACGGUGGUGGGGAACCCUUACUGGAUGGCUCCCGAAAUGAUCCACGGAAAGAGUUACGAUGAGAGGGUGGACAUCUUCUCGUUCGGUAUCAUGCUCUGCGAGAUCAUCGGCAGGGUCAAUGCUGACCCGGACUACCUCCCCAGAGCGGUGGACUUUGGACUGAACGUGUCGGGCUUCCUAGAGCACUACUGUCCCCCCGAUUGUCCCACGGCCUUCUUCCCCAUUGCCGCUGUGUGCUGUGACCUUGACGCUGAUAAACGCCCGGCUUUCUCCAAACUGGAGGGAUGGUUGGAGAACCUGAAGAUGCACUUGGACAUGGGCCUGCCACUGGUGUCUGAAAUGGAACAGCUGCACAAGGCCUUCUGGGAGAAAAACAACAUCACUCGGGCCGAAAACGGCCUGCACGUUCACACCGAACAGCAGGAAUAAGGCUGGACCGGACAGGAGGAAGGGUCCGAGGGACCCAAUCAUGCAAUGUAACUCUCUCUAUGCCCCCCUCCCCGAGCGGAUGCAAAACAUGCGGCUUGGCUCAGGCCUAGCAAGUAGACUCAGGAGGACCAACGUGCAUCUGAAAAGCCACUUUUUUUUUCAAAUGGAGUGCACAUCGUCUUAUGUCCAGUCUCGUGGCUGGAUUCUCUGCUGCACAUGAUGCUUAAGGCAGAGCAUGACGUACGCCGUCAGCAUCCACAUUCAGAUCAGUAUGCCACUCCCGUAUAAGGUAGAUUUUACCUUUGCCGUUACUCCAAAAUGUGUUUAUGUGGCUGAAACGGCUAAACGAUAAGUCAUAGAACAGCUUCUGUUUGCAACUCGAUUGAAAACAUUGUGCACGUGUUUUGCAAGUGCUACCGUGACUUAGCAGAGCGAGCCGGUUGUCACAAAACGUGUACGAACCGAGCUGCGUUUCACAUGUUCUCUAUCGUCGACUAGAGAGUGCAAGCCGAAACGGUUUGGUUUCAUUCUUACUCAUCGUGUCCCAAAACUUUUAAUGCUCAUUGUGUAGCACUGAUUCAACUGUGAGGUGAUCACACGCACACACACACACACACACACGGUUGUGGUGAAAUUGUGUUCGCAUCUCCUCCUCCCGGCUGACGUGGCAUCUUCAAUAUUCUAAUGUGCACUGGUGUACAUAAGUGGCGACGUUGUAAAUGUGUUAAAUAUUGUAAAUGUAAAGACAUAUUUUCUAUACGUAUUUGCAUCAUUGCUCUAUUUUUAUUGGCUGGCUUGACUCAAAACGACGGAGAUUGAAAGGUUUUGACUGGAGUUUAUGGGAAUCACCAUUUGAUAGGUCAUUAGUUUGUGACUGCAUCUCCCUCCAUUUGAUCUCACGCGGUGCUAAAUGUGUCAUCCGCUUUCUGUUCCGAUAGUUCCGUGCAUUGAAGCUUUUCCCUUCCUAUUUGGAAGUGGAUUAAAACACCCUUCAAAUUCUGCAACGCGAAAGUAGCCAUGUAGGUACGGUUGACGGUAUAUCUUUGUAUUGUUCAUCUUCAUAGUACCACAUUCUGGCUCCUACUCUGUGUCCACCUGCUGUAUGUUUACACGUCCAAUCCGUCUGUAGAUAUCACUUUAUACCGCGUUUUCAUCCGUUUGUCUGUGUCCAUGGCCGAAAUGUAUACAGUGGCACCCGCCUUGGAAAUGAUUGUUUCCACAAAAUGUCUCACUUGCACCUUUUCAAAUCUCUUGGCUGUAAACAAAAAAAAAAGUUGAUUUUUUUUUUUCCGGCUUCUGUUCACACAAGCUGCAUGGUACAAUUGCUGUAGUUGGUUUGCCUUUGAAGCCUGAAUAUUGUGAUGUUAAAUAACAUUUUUAAAUAAGAUAGUAAACAAAACAGCAUCUGUUUUACAUAUGAAAACCACUGAAAUCUUUUGUAUAGAUUUUCAUUUGCACUAUAUUAACCAAAAUGGCUAGUUUAAGCCAUGUUUCUUUUUAUCUCCUUCUUUUGGGCUACUUGUGAUAUUAAGAAAUUAAUGUUGGUUCAGGUUGAUUUCAUGAUGCAAGACACUGGUUGAGCCUUUCGAAAUAUGACAUUUGGGAAAAUCCAUCCUCUCGUAAUCAAACUGGUCUCGGAUUCGUAAAAUGAUGUCAUCUUUUUCGCGUUCUAUGCUCCUCUUUGAUUGAACAUCAACUAUGGGGACAAUUUAGUGUACAAUUUGGGUUUCAAAGCAUGUCCAGUUUGAAAGCUCCUGAGGAUCGAGUUUUCCUGUGUUAGCUUCUCUGAGGAUGCGGUGUCCCCACUCUGCUUGCUGCCUUGCUCAGUGGUCCUUUUGUCAACCAUGUUGUGUGUAAUGUCUGAUGGCUUGGCUGCAAACACUGACCGCUAGCUAGUCUUUUGCCCAAAGCGAAACCGAACUUCCGCCUCUUCGUUACUCCCCUUUGGCUCAGGGCUGUUGUUUCCUGGUUUUCCUUCACCAUGAAGUCAAUGCAGAACACAGUAACAGUCUACGUAAAGAGCAUGUCAUCACUAUCGAGCCUGCUAAUCACGAUUGCUUAUUCAGAGCAGACUUCUGCGGUGAUGUGUUUCAAGUGUACAUGUUCCUAUCUGUAUUUCCUGUGUGAGCCAUGUGAGCACGUUGAUGAUGUCUCAUUGGGGACGAUGUGAUGAGCAAUUAGAAUGUUGCCGCAGCACUUCUUUGCAAAGGAUCAAUACCUCUGAUCAAUGCUGUGCCUUUGUUGUAAGCUAGCCUUGCCAACGACUUGAAAAAUGAUCUGGUUUCCUGAUUUUUUUUAUUUUUUUUUGGUAUCGUACACGCAAGCAAAAUUUCAGUGUACUGAAUACUGUUUGUAUGAGAUUUUCUUCUCGUCCUUGCUGAUAUUUGUAUUUUCCUGAGCUUCGCUCUUUGUUUUCAUAUUUUAAUAUUCUAGUUAUUUUGUUGUCUUAUUUAAGUUUUACACAAGCUGUGAAAACAAUUCUGCACUUUAAAUCCUAAACGUGAACAUUCGUACUCUUGAGGAGGCGACGAGUGUUUUUUUUUUCUUUUUACUCCUUUUUUUUUUUGUCUGGGCUGAAAAUAAAACUUGCUCCAUAAACCA
Messenger RNA from Hippocampus zosterae (dwarf seahorse), 4731 nucleotides. It is a transcript of the gene limk1a, whose product is annotated as LIM domain kinase 1a. Bases 115 to 2130 code for a protein of 671 amino acids. Gene Ontology annotation, cellular component: neuron projection; nucleus; cytoplasm. NCBI's taxonomy places the organism in Eukaryota, Metazoa, Chordata, Actinopteri, Syngnathiformes, Syngnathidae. Gene Ontology annotation, molecular function: protein serine/threonine kinase activity; ATP binding; protein binding. The record is from RefSeq and is a predicted model, not a curated record. Gene Ontology annotation, biological process: actin cytoskeleton organization; protein phosphorylation; positive regulation of stress fiber assembly. The transcript has 16 exons.